This is a messenger RNA of Ectocarpus sp. CCAP 1310/34, 1114 nucleotides long. NCBI's taxonomy places the organism in Eukaryota, Phaeophyceae, Ectocarpales, Ectocarpaceae. The record is from the annotation of a GenBank genome assembly.
AUGUUCGCAUGCAUGAAGGUCGUCGUGAUAGCGCAAUACUGGGGGGACGAGUACUACCAUUUCCUGGUGGAAGCGCUGCCGCGGAUCACUCUCAUGCUGGACGUCCUUGUGGAAAACCUCGACAUCAAGGUUGCAGUACAUGCCCCCAAGCCAGGCAGCGAGAGCCACACCACGUACAUUUACGAGCUUUUGGCGCUGCUCGGGAUAGAGAGCGAACGAGUUAUUUUCAUCCAGACGGAGAUUCAUGCAGAUCUCGCGAUUCUACCAAGUUCGACACCGUGCGGCAGGCCAGACACACAAAUGGUCAACAUGCUGAGAUCCGUCCUCUUGAAGGCGAUGUACCCCAGAACGCGAGGGAUUCCUCCUCAGGUUCCGCGUCCAGUAAUCGUGCUAGUGGUGCGCGAAUCCAGGAGGUGGCUCAAGAACAACGACCAGGUCCGUGAGGCUUUAAAGCAGUACUUCCCCGACCACGACAUUGUUGAGUUUUGGGGUAUCGGCCCCAUCAUUCGGCAGAUGCAGCUCUUCGCUACAGCUUCUGUCAUCGUGGCUCCCCAUGGGGCGGGCUUGUCCAACAUGGUAGCUUCGCCUCUUCACACGCCGGUCCUGGAAAUAGGGUCGCCCGACUGCUCAGCUUGCUACCUUCACCUGGCUCUGAAGCUACAGCACGUGUACGCGAGGCACCCGGGGACCAAGGAACGUCGGACGGCAUGCGCAAGCGCGUAUGAACCAAACGUGGAUGAAGUUGUUCGUCUCGUAAGAGGCCUUUUGGAGGCCAAACAACAGGCCGAUGCCAUGGACCCCCCAAAUCCUUUUCGGCAUUUCUAGUGGUCUCAGGAGAUUUGCAGGGAUGGCUUAAGGUUCAGUUCCGAUGCAAGAGGUGCCAUAGAGUUUGGUCGUCCGCGGGGAACGUGCGAAAUCAAAGUCGUAUGGUUGUCUAAGGAAGCAGCUCUUGGCUGGCUGUAUCUACGCGGGCAAGUCUGUCGCCGUGAGUAUGCACGUUUUGGCUUUUUGAAUGCGUGCUUCGGCCUCUUCGUUGGUGGCCUCCAUUGUUGCCUAGAAGAAAUGUGUAGGUUACGGCAUCUAUGUCGUUGAACCAUGGCGAUCAAGAUACGCC